Ceratina calcarata is the source of this 1732-nucleotide messenger RNA. Its product is annotated as mitochondrial sodium/calcium exchanger protein. Gene Ontology annotation, biological process: intracellular calcium ion homeostasis; transmembrane transport; monoatomic cation transport. The annotation marks the transcript as partial. The record is from RefSeq and is a predicted model, not a curated record. NCBI's taxonomy places the organism in Eukaryota, Metazoa, Arthropoda, Insecta, Hymenoptera, Apidae. Gene Ontology annotation, cellular component: membrane. Gene Ontology annotation, molecular function: calcium:sodium antiporter activity. The transcript has 8 exons.
GACGAUUGUUCGUACGUUUGGCACAUUCCAGUUGAAGAACGUUGCAAAUGGGUGAGAGAAACUGCGGACUGUAUCACGGAUUCUGUAUUUCAAUAUACAGAGAUUCUCUUCUGCACGUUUAAAUCAGAAGACAAGCUGUUCUUCACUUUUGGACUAUGUCUGAUGCUAAUAUGGCUGCUGUAUCUGUUUUUAAUCUUGGGAAUAACGGCAGAUAAUUUCUUCUGCCCGUCACUGGCGGUGAUAGCCAGUGUUUUGCGGCUGUCGGACAAUAUAGCCGGCGUCACGAUAUUGGCAUUCGGAAACGGUGCUCCUGACAUAUUCACCUCCCUCGUGUCGGGCAGCGAGGAAGGGAUAAUAAUGUUCACGGAACUAAUCGGGGCUGGCAUCUUUGUAACGACGAUCAUAGCCGGCUCUGUGGCGUUUGUGAAACCGUUUCGAAUCCACCUGAAGCCUGUGAUGAGAGACGCUUGUUUUUACAUUCUCACAGUAUGUUUGAUCAGCAUCAUCAUAAGGGACGAGAAGAUUUACCUUAUAGAGGCUAUUGGUUUUAUUCUUUGGUACGCAUUUUUCAUCACCGUGGUGGUGAUAAUGCAAAUGUACGAGAACCGACAGGAGAUGUUAAAAAGUAGGAUCCCGGGCCCACAGGAUCCAGAUAUCCUGCGCACUUACUUGGCGAACAAGGACAUGGCCGAAAUCCCAAAGAUUCCCAUGAGGCAUCGUCCUUUUGGUCUGGACACCAAACUUGACGUCGCGAUUGCAGUUGAGUUGCAAAGAGAAAAAGUGUGGAGGAGAUCGCUACUGAAAGAAGAAGAGGAAGAGGAAGACGAAGAAGAGAUUGAAGACACCGAGAGACCGAAGGGACUUUUCAAGGAAUUUCUAUACGACAUUAAUCCGAUCACGAAAGAAGAUUGGGAGAAUGCGAAUCGAUUUUUGAAAUUUAUUUUAAUCAUACGGGCGCCGGUCAUGCUACUACUUCAAUUAUUUGUACCGGUCGUGAAUAUCACCGCCGCGAAGAGGGGCUGGUCCAAACUGUUAAAUUGCUUCCAACUGUGUGUGACAGCGACGUUGGCGUUGUUUCUAUUAAACGUUUGGCGAGCACGUUUUGGCCCGGUUCCAAUCGCGCCGAUAUUCCUGCUGCUCAGCAUCGUAAUUGGUGUAAUUGUAUUUUUAAUGACCCACGUGGAUCGCGUACCAAGGUUUCAUAACUUUUUUGCAUUUCUCGGAUUCCUGGUCGCCAUGCUGGCGGUCUAUUUGGUAGCAUCGGAAGUGGUGGCAGUGCUCCAAUGCGUGGGCUACGCUUUCCGUAUAUCCGAUGCCAUGCUUGGUAUCACGUUCCUUGCCUGGGGUAACAGCGUUGGCGAUCUGAUAUCGAACGUGACUAUAGCCAAGAGAGGUUUCCCGAGAAUGGGAUUUGCGGCUUGUUUCGGUGGACCCAUGCUCAAUACGCUUCUGGGCCUGGGAUUAACUUAUACCGUCGCGACCGCUAAGGAAAAAAGCAAGAGCAUGAAGAUGAGAAUGAGCGAUAUGGCCCCUGGUUGUUUAGCUUUCCUUUUGUGUUCCUUGUUGAUGACCAUCAUUUAUCUAAACAUUACCGGAUCUAUAGCUCGACGAUCUUACGGCUAUAUGCUUUACUCACUGUACUUCGCGUUCAUAUUAAUACAAUUCCUCAGUGAGAUUCAUGUAAUCCACCCUCUCGGCAGUGACCAUCGUGAUGACUAGAAUUCUUAAUGCG